Plutella xylostella (diamondback moth) is the source of this 910-nucleotide messenger RNA. RefSeq names its product ribosomal protein S3A (gene RpS3A). Gene Ontology annotation, molecular function: structural constituent of ribosome. NCBI's taxonomy places the organism in Eukaryota, Metazoa, Arthropoda, Insecta, Lepidoptera, Plutellidae. Gene Ontology annotation, biological process: translation. The record is from RefSeq and is a predicted model, not a curated record. Gene Ontology annotation, cellular component: ribosome.
UAUCAUAGAGUUUUUUCAGUACUGCCAACGUAACCAAAUAAAAGUUUGACGGCGACGAGAACCAUAAACAACAGUCUUUCUGAAGUUUGUGUUUGAUCAUGGCGGUGGGCAAAAAUAAAGGUCUGUCGAAGGGUGGCAAAAAGGGUGUUAAGAAGAAGAUUGUGGACCCUUUCACCCGUAAAGACUGGUACGAUGUCAAGGCACCGUCCAUGUUCACCAAGAGACAAGUGGGAACCACCCUUGUCAACCGCACCCAGGGUACCAAAAUCGCCUCUGAGGGUUUGAAGAACCGUGUAUUUGAAGUUUCGCUGGCCGAUCUUCAAGCCGACACUGAUGCGGAGAGGUCUUUCCGCAAGUUCCGUCUGAUCGCCGAGGAUGUCCAGGGACGCAAUGUGCUCUGCAACUUCCACGGCAUGGACCUCACCACUGACAAGCUCAGGUCCAUGGUGAAGAAAUGGCAGUCUCUGAUCGAGGCCAACAUUGACGUGAAGACCACCGACGGCUACCUGCUGCGAGUGUUCUGCAUUGGAUUCACCACCAAGGACUCCCUGAGCCAGAGGAAGACAUGCUACGCUCAGCACACUCAGGUGCGAGCGAUCAGGAAGAAGAUGUGCGAGAUCAUCACGCGCGACGUGACCAGCUCGGAGCUGCGCGAGGUGGUCAACAAGCUGAUCCCCGACUCCAUCGCCAAGGACAUCGAGAAGGCGUGCCACGGGAUCUACCCCCUGCACGAUGUUUACAUCCGCAAGGUCAAGGUCCUGAAGCGACCCCGCUUCGAGAUCUCCAAGCUGAUGGAACUCCACGGCGAGGGGAGCGGAGCGAAGCGCGGUGAAGGCGGGGAGAAGUCCGAAAGACCUGAGGGCUACGAACCACCCGUGCAAGAGAGCGUUUAAAUAUACUUUAUAAAGAA